UUAACACAGAGACACUCGAAAGAAACAUGUCUCCACUCAUCUACUCCUGACAUGUCAUUCUGACAGGACGCGCACGCGCGGUGCGGGAUGUAAACCACACCGGCAUCAUGACGUUAGAGGAUUAAAUGCUGUUUUAGCAGGUGGAAGCGCGCACGCGCACCUUAUAUUUCUCCCACCCGAUUCGUGUCAAAUCCCGCCUCCUGCACUAGGAAUGGCUAGCUGCCCACGCUCGCAGUGAACGACAACCAAUCAGCGGACCGGAACUCCUAUUCAAUCGUGAAGCUGUAGGCGGAAAUAUUUGGAAAGCGGCUGUCACGUGAUGUUUGCGGUGACGUAACCCAGGAAGUGCAGGCUCUCUUGGCAGAAUCCCAAACGGAUUCCUAAUCACUAUUUUGGUGCACUAGUAAUGUUGUGAACUAAUGGUUCAGGCAAAUUCUAUAGUGCACUAUAUCCCGAGUAUCUUUUUUGGCAUUUAGACAACUUCUUGUGCCAGGGUGGAGGAAGUGCCAUAUGCCGGCUAUUUCAUUUCGAAAGCUUUGUUUAUGUGAGAUUGGGUGUAAAUGAUUUAUGAACAAGCAUCACAGACACUGACUGAAAGUGUCACAGUAAGAGAAGCUGGAGAGAAGCUGCUGCCAAGACAGUAGGCUCAUGCUAACAUGCCGUCACCUGUUAAAGUUAUUGUGGUUGGAGCUGGGAGCCGCGGCGAGACAUACUCCGACUUUGCCUCCAUCCAUCCUGAUCGCCUGCAAAUAGUUGGAAUUGCUGACCCAAGACUUUUUGCGCGAAAGAAGCUCCAGGAUCGUCACAACGUGCCCGAAGAAAAUGUGUUUGAUGACUGGCACUGUGUAGCAGAAAGGGAGAAGUUUGCGGAUGCAGUAUUUAUCUGCACUCCCGAUCGCCUUCAUAAGGAACCUGCCGUAGUUUUAGCGAAGAAGGGUUAUCAUAUACUCUUGGAGAAGCCAAUGGCAGUGACUUUAGAGGACUGCACAGAGAUUGCUGAGACUUGCAUUCAAAGUGGUGUAAUGCUAACAGUGUGCCAUGUUCUCCAGUACGACCCAUUCAUCAGAAAAAUAAAAGUGCUCAUUGACAGUGGAGCCAUUGGGGAUGUCAUUCAUAUUCAACACUUUGAACCAGUGGGCUUUUAUCACUUUGCUCACUCCUUUGUGAGAGGAAAUUGGAGAAAUGAGGCAGAAAGCUCUUUUGCUCUUUUAGCCAAAUCCUGCCAUGACCUGGACUUGAUUCAUCACUGGGCUGGAGGACGCAGGUGUAUAAAAGUUUCAUCAUUUGGCUCCCUCAGCCAUUUCCGAAAAGAAAACAAGCCACCAGGAGCAGCAAAUCGUUGCUUAGAUUGUUCUGUGGAGACAGACUGUGCAUAUUCUGCAAAGAAAAUCUACCUGGACAGAGUUAGAAAGGGAUGGGUGAGAUGGCCAGUGUCAGUUGUGUGCAGCAAUUCAAUUCCUGAUAUUGAGUCAGUAACCGAGGCCUUAAAAACAGGUCCAUAUGGUCGCUGUGUCUAUGAAUGUGACAACGAUGUGUGCUCAAAUCAGGUUGUUAACAUGGAAUUUGAAGGAGGCCUCACUGCUUCUUUUAGCAUGGUGGCCUUUACGGAAGAGAUAUGUCUGCGCAAAACAAGCAUCUAUGGCAGUAAGGGGGAGCUGACGUACGAUGGCCAUGAGAUCAAAGUAUUCGACUUUCUCACUCAGAAAUCCACAAAGCACACGGUGGAUGUGAGUGUACCGGGGAACUUCAGCAAAGGUGGUCAUGGUGUUGCAGAUUACCAUCUUGUUGACGCCUUCAUUUCAGCUGUGGCGAACGGAAACCCACUGCUGGUCCAUUCCGGUCCAAAGGAAACACUGGCGAGCCACAGGCUGGUGUUUGAGGCUGAACGUUCUCGUCUAGAGAACAGAGUUGUGAUGUGUGUGACUGAUCAUGACUAGAUGAUGAAGACCAAAACGCCAUUUCUUUUUUUUAAUGAAUGCAUGAAUACAGGACAAAAUUCAAUUCAAUUCAAUUCAAUUCAAUUUUAUUUGUAUAGCGCUUUUAACAAUGAACAUUGUCUCAAAGCAGCUUUACAGAACAUAAGAAACAAAAAAACAUGCAAACAGAAACAAAAACAUGCAAACCGUCCUAGAUGUUAGACAGAAUUAUCCCUAGUGAGCAAGCCUGAGGCGACUGAGGCGACUGUGGCAAGGAAAAACUCCCUUAGAUGAUAUGAGGAAGAAACCUUGAGAGGAUCCAGAAAAGGGAACCCAUCCUCAUUUGGGUGACACUGGAGAGUCACCCAUAAAUGUACAUUAAUUGAAGUUCCUCAGCAGAAAAGCGUUCGAGCAGCUCUCUGGGUGUGAGGGAUGGCAUACUGUCUCCCCUGUCAAUCCAAGUGAAACUAGCCAAUCAUUGUCUGUGUCUGUGAACUCAUGUGUGCAUAAGAGGGCAGAUAGCACUUUCCUCUGAGUGUGUUAUGCUGUGCUGUGACACAGCAUGAGAGGCAAUUCGAAAAGAUGCAGUGAUUGGCUUCACAUGUCUCAGAGGAAGCACGUGUUAUUCUUCACUCUCCCUUGUCUAUUUUAUGAUAGGUAAAAGAUCACUGGUGGGUGGGAAUUGCCAAAACCAAAUUAGGGAGAAAAUAGGGAAAACAAAAUUAGUAAUGUCUAUUUGCCAGCAUCAGGUUAAAAUUGUUCUGAUUUGUUUUUAUUCUGAUUUUCUGUGUUGUGGCACAGAUGUCAUUUUACUGUAACUUUUAUCUAUUAGUAGAACAAAUAAUAAACAUUUAUAAAACA
Molecule: messenger RNA, 2777 nt
Organism: Pangasianodon hypophthalmus (striped catfish)
Lineage: Eukaryota; Metazoa; Chordata; Actinopteri; Siluriformes; Pangasiidae
Exons: 15
Coding region: 657-1937 (426 amino acids)
Molecular function (GO): nucleotide binding
Source: RefSeq, a predicted model, not a curated record